Molecule: messenger RNA, 1344 nt
Organism: Panthera uncia (snow leopard)
Lineage: Eukaryota; Metazoa; Chordata; Mammalia; Carnivora; Felidae
Gene: DEGS1
Product: delta 4-desaturase, sphingolipid 1
Exons: 4
Coding region: 97-1107 (336 amino acids)
Biological process (GO): ceramide biosynthetic process
Cellular component (GO): membrane
Molecular function (GO): sphingolipid delta-4 desaturase activity
Source: RefSeq, a predicted model, not a curated record
GCCGCCGGCUGACAAGAGCCGGGAGCCGCCGCCGCAGCCGCCUCACGGGAGCCGGGCCGGAAGCGAGAGCCGGAGCGGGGCCCGCCAGCCGCCGCCAUGGGGAACCGCGUCGCGCGAGAGGAUUUCGAGUGGGUCUACACUGACCAGCCCCACGCCAGCCGGCGCCAGGAGAUCCUGGCAAAGUAUCCGGAGAUAAAGUCCUUGAUGAAACCCGAUCCCAACUUGAUCUGGAUUAUAGUGCUGAUGGUUCUCACUCAGCUGGUUGCGUUUUACUUGGUGAAGGACCUGGAUUGGAAGUGGGUCCUGUUCUGGGCGUACGCCUUCGGCAGCUGCAUUAACCAUUCCAUGACCCUGGCCAUCCACGAGGUCUCCCACAAUAGCGCCUUCGGCAACAACCGAGCUCUGUGGAAUCGUUGGUUCGGAAUAUUUGCUAAUCUUCCCAUUGGUGUUCCAUACUCAGUUUCCUUCAAGAGGUAUCACAUGGACCAUCAUCGCUACCUUGGGGGUGAUGGCAUCGAUGUGGACAUUCCCACCGAUUUUGAAGGCUGGUUUUUCUGCACCACUUUCAGAAAGUUCGUGUGGGUUAUCCUUCAGCCUCUCUUUUAUGCUUUUCGACCUCUGUUCAUCAACCCCAAACCGAUUUCUUACCUGGAAGUGAUUAAUACUGUGAUCCAGAUCACUUUCGACAUUAUAGUUUACUACGUUUUUGGAAUUAGAUCUUUAGUCUACAUGUUGGCAGCAUCCUUACUCGGUCUAGGUUUGCAUCCGAUUUCUGGACAUUUUAUAGCUGAACAUUACAUGUUCUUAAAGGGACAUGAAACUUACUCGUAUUAUGGGCCUCUGAAUCUACUCACCUUCAACGUGGGUUACCACAACGAACACCAUGACUUCCCCAACGUUCCCGGGAAAAACCUCCCACUGGUGAGGAAGAUAGCGGCUGAGUACUACGACAGCCUCCCUCACUACACCUCCUGGGUCAGAGUCCUGUACGACUUUGUGAUGGAUGAUACAGUGAGUCCCUACUCGAGAAUGAAGAGGCACCAGAAAGGCCAGGCAGCACUGGAGACCGCGAUGUUGAGAAGCCCCUCUUACGGUGUCUGCACGUGACCCCCGCGCCACCAGGAGCUUACCUGGCUGUCAACAGCCGGCCCGCCUGGCCGCCUUCAGCUGCGCUCACAGGAGACGUGUGUGCUGCGUCAUUGUGGGGGAAGUUUUCCCUGGUGUCUGAGGUUUUGUAAGCAUAUCAUAAAAAAGCUUUAAAAAAAGCUCUUUCUAGUAUGUUAUUUUCACUAUCAAGUUGUACUUUAUUAAAACAGCUAAUAAACUGAGCUAUUAAUCACGGUA